UUUCUUUCUCCCCCACCGAGACAGAGAGAGAAGAUAAAACAGACGCAACAAACAAAACAAGAAUCGAAGCAAGCAAGCCCGCAGGUGUGUUCUUCACACGUCACAUUUCACUCUCCGCUCACUCUAGCCACGUCUAUCUUUCCCUUAAUCCUCGCGAGCCUUCGUCUUCCUUUACCACUCGGAAGAAAAAAAGGGAAGAAAUCCGAUUCAUGCAAUAAAACUGUACGAUCACCAUCCGGUGAUCUCUCUCCGUUUAGUGUUCCUCCGGUUUCUCCGAUCUUAUCCGUAGAGAAAAAGAUAUUUAUCGAACACUGAAAUUUUGAGUUUCCACAGCGUCAGUCUUUGUUGAUUCUUAGCUGUUAGAGAGAGAACAAAUUAUAGAGAUAGAGAAAGAUGCAGAGGCUGCGGAGUCCGCCAAAGCACAGGCACGACGGGACUUCGCCGCUGCCGUUAGGGAUGGAUUGGAGUCCUCCUCCUCGAAAAUGGAGUGGGCGAGAAACCAUUUGGCCUCAUGAUCCUAGAACAGGAUGGAGUUACUGUGUUGCUAUACCAUCCUGGGUCGUGGUCCCAAAAUCAAGAGAUUCAGAUCCCGUAGUGUUUUACAGGGUUCAGAUCGGUUUACAAUCACCAGAAGGGGUUACAACCACGCGUGGAGUGUUGAGAAGAUUUAAUGAUUUUAUGAAGUUAUUUACUGAUCUUAAGAAGGCAUUUCCUAGAAAAAAUCUCCCACCAGCCCCACCCAAGGGGCUUCUGCGUUUGAAGAGCAGGGCACUCUUGGAAGAGAGAAGGUACUCUUUGGAGCAGUGGAUGACAAAACUGCUGUCUGACAUUGAUUUAUCAAGAAGUGUUUCAGUGGCAUCCUUUCUUGAAUUAGAAGCUGCUGCGAGGUCUUCAUUCCAAGAUGUAAAUCAGCAGUCAUCAGAAGCUAGUCCCUCCGGUGAUAGUUCAACUUCCUCACUUCAGAUACCUCCAAAUUUAAGUUCUCUUGCUACCGGUUCAUCAAUUGCAUCAGAUUAUGGUAGUGAUACUGCUUAUGAAACAUCUGAUCUUGGAACACCUAGGUUAGAAAUAGAUGAAAAUUUUGGAAUUGGCUUGGGGGAUCUAGCACUGGAUGAAGAUCUGACCAGUCCUAUGGAAAAACUUGUGAAGUAUGGCAUGUCAAACAUUGAUGAGGGACUGUUUAUGGGACAGACUAUUCUAGAGCAACUAGAAGGUCUUCCUAGGCACAGACCACACGGUGUGCAUAUAAAAAAUGUCACAGCGAAAGAUGUAUAUAAUGGAAAUGCAUCCAAAGCUUCAUUUUUUCCUGGAAAUGGGAUGGAACUUUUCUCUGAGCCAGGGCCUGCUAAGGCAUUUGGUCAUGUUAGAAAGUUGUCCAGUGAGAGUGUUGGAAGUGACGGAAGUUCUCUACGAGGAAGUGAAUUAUCAAACACUGGGAUACCAAAUUCAUCUGGUGAUGGAUCUCUUGACCUUCCAGGAAUAGCUGAGGUAUUGAGCUCUGCAGAAGUUGUUGGUAAUGCAGAGCUGCAGUUUUCAGGUGAUGCACACAUAGUACUUCCUAUGGAUCAGCAUCAUAAAAUGAACAGGGUUCUAUUAACGAUGCAGCGGAGGCUAGUCACAGCUAAAACAGACAUGGAAGACCUCAUAUCAAGAUUAAAUCAGGAGAUGGCCGUAAAAGAUUACCUUACAACAAAGGUCAAGGAUCUGGAGGUGGAACUCGAAACUAACAAACAGAAAAAUAAAGAAAAUAUGCAGCAAGCUAUUUUGAUUGAGAGGGAAAGGCUCACCCAAAUGCAGUGGGAUAUGGAAGAAUUGAGACGGAAAUCGUUGGAAAUGGAACUGAAAUUGAAGUCAAAAGAGGGUGAGCAGUCAAGUACAGAAUUUCAAAUGGCAUCUACCUACCAUGAGAAAGACAUGGUACUUGAGGAGUUGGAUACUACUAGAAAGCUACUUGAGGAUCUGUCUACGCGAUAUGAAGAACUUGAAGCGAAAUCCAAAGCAGAUAUUAAAUUUCUUGCAAAAGAAUUUAAAUCCCUUAAAAAUUCUCAGACAACAUUAAAGCAGGAGCUUAGCCAAUCACUGAAGGAAAAAUCUGAAGUUGAGAAACUUCUUCAUGAGGAAAGAGAAAUGAAGGAGCAUGGGAAAAUUGCUCGGAAGAAACUGCUACGUGAUUUUAUGAUUCUGUGUGACCAGCUGCAAGAAUGCAACGUUAAUUUGUUGAGUGAAGAUGAUAAUUUUGUUGUGGACUUUUCACUGGCAGAUGCUUUGGAUUUGUUGACUACAUCUGAUGAUCAGAUUGGCCAUCUAUUAACGGAGGCACAACAAUUAUUUGAAGAUGAUAAAAUCACUGCUGCUGACGACAACUUGAGAUCAACCGAUGAUGAACUGAGGAAUAUGUUGGCAAAUCUCUUCACUGAUAAUGCCAUGUUGAGAAAACAGGUGAACUCUACUAUGCGACGUGCUCUUAAAAUGGGCAGCAUCUCUAGGAGUAGUAAUGACGUGGCUCCUUCAAGUAAUAAUCAUGUAGAAAGAUAAAAAGUAUGGUCGAAUAUUAAAUAUUGUAAUUUUUUUAAAAAGAAGUAAAAGGCGUCUUUCAAAACUAUAAUAGGAUUAGAGGUAAUGGGUGACCUGUUUUGCACUGUUCAUUUCACUAAACCAGAAAUUAACUCGAUGUAAUUGUGGUUUCACGUAUUGAGUUGUCUGAAAGAAAUUGCCUCUCCAGAGAUGUAUUUUUUUAUUAUUAUUUUUUUAACUGGAAUGAUGAGAAUAAGCAUCAAGUAAA
Molecule: messenger RNA, 2782 nt
Organism: Populus euphratica (Euphrates poplar)
Lineage: Eukaryota; Viridiplantae; Streptophyta; Magnoliopsida; Malpighiales; Salicaceae
Product: cingulin-like protein 1
Exons: 10
Coding region: 394-2535 (713 amino acids)
Biological process (GO): protein transport
Molecular function (GO): phosphatidylinositol binding
Source: RefSeq, a predicted model, not a curated record